UGUGACGUCUGCUACCUGCAAAAAUUACGUAAAAAUUUGUAUUAUUUCAGUUUUUACGUUUUGUACAAUAGUUAUUUCAGGCUUAAUUCAUAAUUUACAAUAAAAUAAAACUAAAAGCUAUCAAGAAAUCACUUCCAGGCUGGUACAUCGUUUGGAAGUGUUGUUUAUCGAAAUUCAGAUUCGUUCGUGAGCUACUGGGUGGUAUGUCAGAUACCCCGCCGGCUACUGAGACACGGCAACCGAAACUGAAAAAAAUCCGAAGGGACUAAUUUUUUAAGGAGAUACAAAAUCAAACAUUUCAAAAUGAACAUCCGAUGCGCGCGUCCAAGCGAUCUCAUGAACAUGCAGCACUGCAACUUGUUGUGUUUACCAGAAAACUAUCAAAUGAAAUAUUACUUCUAUCAUGGUUUAUCUUGGCCACAACUGAGCUAUGUAGCAGAAGAUGAGAAAGGCCACAUAGUUGGGUAUGUCCUUGCAAAAAUGGAAGAGGAUGGUGAAGAUAAUCGUCACGGACACAUCACAUCUUUGGCUGUGAAGAGGUCCCACCGUCGCUUAGGUUUAGCCCAAAAGCUGAUGAACCAGGCAUCUCUAGCAAUGGUGGAAUGUUUUCAGGCCAAAUAUGUUUCCCUGCAUGUAAGGAAAAGCAAUAGAGCUGCUUUGAAUCUGUACACAAACUCACUCGGCUUCAAAAUACUCGAAAUUGAGCCUAAAUACUAUGCAGAUGGUGAAGAUGCUUACUCUAUGAUGAGAGACCUCAGUGCUUUCGCAACUGACACCAAGACUGAAACUGCACCAUCAGAAAAUCUAGAAAUUAAAUCAGAGUCAACUAUUGUAUCACAGUGCUAAACAUUUAUAUUGCAAUAAAUUAUAUUAA
Molecule: messenger RNA, 874 nt
Organism: Aricia agestis (brown argus)
Lineage: Eukaryota; Metazoa; Arthropoda; Insecta; Lepidoptera; Lycaenidae
Gene: vnc
Product: N-alpha-acetyltransferase 11
Exons: 4
Coding region: 304-846 (180 amino acids)
Biological process (GO): N-terminal peptidyl-glutamic acid acetylation
Cellular component (GO): NatA complex
Molecular function (GO): protein N-terminal-serine acetyltransferase activity; protein-N-terminal-glutamate acetyltransferase activity
Source: RefSeq, a predicted model, not a curated record